Molecule: messenger RNA, 3310 nt
Organism: Carcharodon carcharias (great white shark)
Lineage: Eukaryota; Metazoa; Chordata; Chondrichthyes; Lamniformes; Lamnidae
Gene: ints3
Product: integrator complex subunit 3
Exons: 31
Coding region: 115-3195 (1026 amino acids)
Cellular component (GO): cytoplasm
Source: RefSeq, a predicted model, not a curated record
GUGAAUGGAGUGCUGUCGCCCAUUGGCCUCCAUGUCCCCCUCGCACGCCCGGCCGCUGAGGUGAUUCCGUUCUCGGGCUUCAAGGAUCAGGCCAGGGGCCGGCGCCAGCCCGCCAUGGAGGCCGCUCUCAAACCCAAGGGGAGGCUGCUGGCCUCCAACGCCUUGGACGCCAAGGACGAGCUGGAAGAGAAGCUGGAAAGAUGUUUAAACGUGAUAUCCCCAAUGGUCAACGGAGUGUCUGAGAGAGAAGCUAAUGACGCAUUGAAUGCUCAUGUCUGUAAGGGUGCACAGCAGCACGAGGAGGUUUGUCUGGGACUUUUAACGCUGAUCCUAACAGAGUCUUCGCAAGCACAAAGAUGUUACCGGGAUCUGAUGUUGGUUAGCAGAGAUGGCAUGAACCUGAUUUUAAUUAAGAUUAACCAGCUCCUCAUGGAAAAAUACCUAAAACUUCAGGACACAGUCAGAAUACAGUUGGUGUGGAUGGUGCGAGAGAUUGUGAAGAAUGCGGUUCUGGGAGCAGAUGGGGUGUGCAUGACAUUAAUGAAACAAAUUGCAGGAGGAGAUGUGACUCCAAAGAAUAUCUGGCUGGCAGAGAGUGUCCUUGAGAUCCUAGUGGAGCAAAGGGACUGGGUGCUGAAGAGCAACAUGCUGAUCGCCAUGAUCAUUUACACGUACCUGCGGCUGAUCGUGGACCACCACGGCACCCCACAGCUUCAGUCGCUCCGACAGAAGGAGGUGGACUUCUGCAUGACGUUACUCCGGGAAAAGUUCAUGGACUGUACAAUGAUUGGCCGGGACCUAGUCCGACUGCUUCAGAAUGUUGCCAGGAUACCAGAAUUUGAGAAGUUAUGGAGAGACAUUCUGCAUAAUCCCCAGGCCCUCAGCCCGCAGUUCACAGGCAUUCUGCAGCUCCUACAGACCCGAACUUCUAGAAAGUUCCUGGCGUGCCGUUUGACACCUGACAUGGAGACCAAGCUGCUCUUCAUGACAUCCCGGGUUCGGUUCGGGCAGCAGAAACGGUACCAGGACUGGUUUCAGCGGCAGUACCUCUCUACGCCUGACAGUCAGUCGCUGCGCUGUGACCUGAUACGUUACAUCUGCGGCGUUGUUCAUCCAUCCAAUGAGGUGCUGAGCUCGGACAUCCUCCCUCGGUGGGCCAUCAUCGGCUGGUUACUAACCACGUGCACUUCCAACGUUGCAGCUUCAAAUGCCAAGCUCGCCUUGUUUUAUGAUUGGUUAUUCUUCAACCCAGAAAAGGACAGCAUCAUGAACAUAGAGCCAGCUAUUCUUGUAAUGCAUCAUUCCAUGAAGCCUCAUCCAGCAAUUACUGCCACUCUGCUAGACUUCAUCUGUCGGAUUAUUCCCCACUUUUACCCACCGUUGGAGUCCCAUGUGAGGCAGGGCGUAUUCAAUUCACUCAAUCACAUCGUGGAAAAGCGAGUCCUGGCGCCCUUGGCACCUCUGUUCGAUAACCCGAAACUGGACAAAGAGCUGCGCGCAAUGAUACGGGAGAAGUUUCCGGAAUUCUGUAGUUCACCCUCGCCGCCAGUGGAAGUUAAAAUUGAAGAAUCUGUUGCCAUUGAUAUGGAUAAUCAUGUAACUGACAAAGAGCGGGAAGAGAAUUGUUAUGACAAUGCGGACGCUGCCUUUAGCGAUGAUGAGGAAGAGCUGAACAAUAAAGGAAAAAAACGUGAAUUUCGAUUUCAUCCCAUAAAGGAAGCCAUAGUUGAGGAGCCUGUUGACAUCACACCCUACUUGGACCAAUUGGACGAGGCGCUGAAGGAAAAAGUGUUACUUAUUCAGAAAGGAAGAGUGGAAGACCAUGACAACUACCACACUGAUACAGAGAUUCAAUGCGAACUUAUGCAGGAAAUUGUGGAUAUGAUAUUGGAGGACGAUUUUGAUACAGAACUCAUGGUGACGCUGGCCUCCUGCCUUGUGGAACUGUUCAAGGGACACUUCAGGGGCGAGGUCCUGCCAGAAGAGAUCACUGAGGAAUCCCUGGAGGAGUCGGUGGGCAAACCGCUUUAUGUUACGUUCAGGAAUUUGUGUCAAAUGCAGGAAGAUAACAGCAGCUUCUCGUUGCUGCUGGAGCUGUUAUCUGAAUUAUACCAGAAGCAGCCCAAGAUUGGUUAUCACCUUCUCUACUAUCUGCGAGCCAGUAAAGCAGCAGCGGGGAAGAUGAGACUGUAUGAGUCCUUUGCCCAAGCCACACAGCUCGGUGAUCUCCACACCUGUCUAAUGAUGGAUAUGAAAGCCUGUCAGGAGGACGACAUCCGGUUGCUCUGCUACCUCACGCCAACUAUCUACACAUCGUUCCCUGAUGAGACUUUGCGAAGUAGCGAACUCCUCAACAUGAUUGUUGCUGUCAUUGACUCUGCACAGCUGCAGGAGCUGGUGUGUCACAUAAUGAUGGGGAACCUGGUUAUGUUUCGCAAGGAUUCAGUUCUCAACAUCCUGAUUCAGAGCCUGGAUUGGGAAACGUUUGAACAAUACUGUACGUGGCAACUUUUCUUGGCUCACAACAUUCCCCUGGAGCUUGUCAUCCCCAUUCUUCAGCACGUCAAGUACAAAGAGCACCCAGAGGCCCUUUCGUGUUUGCUGCUGCAGCUCAGGAGGGAGAAGCCUACCGAGGAGAUGGUGAAGAUGGUGAUGAGUCGCCCUUGCCACACCGAUGACCACUUCACCACCAGCAUCCUGCGCCAGUGGUCCAUGAAACAUGACGACUCCCUGGCCGAGCAGAUCAAAGCCCUCCUCAUCAAAAACAACAGCCUCCCCCGGAAACGGCAGAGUUUGCGGAGUUCCAGCAGCAAGCUAGCACAGCUGACGCUGGAACAAAUCCUGGAGCAUCUGGCCAACCUGCGGAUCUGCCUUCUCCCCACCAAACAGAACUUUUUCACCCAGACGCCGAUCCUCCAGGCACUUCAACACGUACAGGCAAGCUGCGACGAGGCACACAAGAUGAAGUUCAGUGACCUCUUCGCUCUGGCCGACGAUUACGAAGAUUCCUCGAAGCCGUCCCGGAGUCGGCGCAAAACGGCCGCCUCCAGCCCCCGGAGCCGGAAGAACGCCUCACAGCCCAUCGGGAACGACGAGGACUCCUCAUCCAGCAGCGGAUCGGAAGAGGAAGAUGCGAAACCCAAGCCCAAGAGGAAAAGGAAAGGCUCGUCUGCGGUCGGCUCGGACAGCGACUGAGUGCGGGGGGGGUCACUGGCGAGAGACAGAGAAGCGUGCCCACGGCACCUGGCGCUGACCCCACAAGUCUACCCUCGGAAUUUAGGAAGAAGAGAAAAAAAAGCAAACACCUCCC